This is a messenger RNA of Trichosporon asahii var. asahii CBS 2479, 2238 nucleotides long. RefSeq lists its product as uncharacterized. The transcript has a single exon. The record is from RefSeq and is a predicted model, not a curated record. The coding region runs from base 1 to 2238 and encodes 745 amino acids. NCBI's taxonomy places the organism in Eukaryota, Fungi, Basidiomycota, Tremellomycetes, Trichosporonales, Trichosporonaceae.
AUGCCCAACAUUCUCAGCAAUAUCCCGGGGCUCUCGGCUCUGCCCAGUAUCCCAAAUCCGAUCAACCUGUUCACCGAUGACGCAAGGCCGUUGAGCUCAAUCCUCCGGCCAAACAACACACCCAACGGCACACCGAAAGCAGGUGCGGAAGAGGACCCCGACACUCCAGGCCGCGAUCCCAAUCGCCUUGCGCCUCCGGACCCCUCGACGCCGACGCCCGGUUCGCCGACGCAGAAACGUUUGCAGAUCGCCGACCCGAGAGGUUCGGCCGUCACUAUCGCCACUGACGCUGGCGGAGAGUCUGACACUGGCGGACCUCGGACAUUGCAGCGCUCUGACACCGGAAGGAGACGUGGGCUCAGCGUGUCAUCCAAAACUUCCGGUAUGACGGGCGUAUCGGGGGUGGCGGGGGCCGACCGUCGGCGACGACGUGUGGAGACCUUCGUGCUCGUCAAGCCUCCUCCUACGUCAGGCAAGAACCCGCUGAACCUACAAGUGCAGCUCGUCGUUCCAGCUCGCAACCCUCCGGGACGCCCUAGGAAAGGCUCCAAUGCAGACUCCACUCGCAUCCCUUCCGGCUCAAGUGUCUCGACGUCCGCGACUGCUGCGGCCGUUGCCGCCACGGGAGAAACAUCAUCAGCGGCGUCCACGCCUGCUCGGGGUUCGCUGGAGGAGAGCUCCCCGUCAGCCUCUCCCGAGUCUGACGCCGAGACCCCCCUCGCUCAAAAGUCGGCGAGCGGUGGUGGCCUGAAGCGGUCAGGAUCAAUGAGCUCGACCAAGAGUACGGGGUCAAGCUCGACGGGCAGCGGUCCCAGUAGCAGCGGCAAGCGAAUCAUUCCGCUGUACAAUCUGGCAGUGCACAACGUCAUGCAGCCGACACUCGUCACGGACGCUGGAACCGACAGCAAGGUCGCCAAGUACAUGAAGAAGUACCUGGACAUCACCGGUGUCGGAAUACUGGAGCCGACGGAGGUCUGGUUCUCGCCGCUCGGCACCGGUCCUCCCGGCUCAUCACCACGUCCCUCGUUCAACCUGCAGCACCGCCCGAACCGCCCUGCCUCCAUGAUGUCCAACAUGUCCAACUUGACGCCGGCCAGCAGCCGCGUGGACGUCGACUCGCAGCGUGCGAGCACCGAGACGAAGAGCAGCGCGCGCGAGGCGCCCGCACGCGAGGACGGCGCGAAGAAGUUCUUCGGCAAGAUUUUCCGAAAGCGCAACUCUGCUGAGCCUCUGAUCGCCGAUCGCUUGACGAAAAUCACGUCUGCGUCUGCGACUUUCCUCGCGGUCGAUGCGCCUGCAGUCAAGUCGCCCACGAUGCCCGGAUCUCCAUCACUCACAGCCGUUACGACCGAGGCGGUGCCCGUCGGGCAAUCGAGCAGUGCGACCUUCUCGCUCGCUCCCUCGGUUCUGAGUCGCACGACGUCGGAGAUCUCGCUCGACGAGUCUGGCGCCAUCGUCGGUCUGACCAAGGACGAGAUUCUUCCCGGCCAGGACACGAUUGCCCUCUCGCGCUCCCGCCGCCCGAUCGGAUACUCGUGGACGGUGCGCAAGUGGGCCAAGAAGAACACGGAAGGAUGGGCUGCGCACCUCGUCGCUGCAGCUGCCGCCGGUCUCGAGCUGGUCGCGGGUGCCCUUCCCGCCGACGGCGAGGACGAGGUCGUCUUCGAAUGGGUCAAGAUGCGUGUCUCGCCCAUCGACGCUUCGGGCGCGGCGGCCCUCCGGCGCCAUCCGGCCGCCGACGCGCUCGACCCCUCCCGUCUCCGCCGCCCACGACGCACGACGACGCUCGGCCUCCCCUCACCCGCCGGCUCGCGACACGGCUCGCGCACCUCGCUCGUGGACGCGAAGGAGGGCUCUGUCUCGUCCCCGCUGAAACCAACGCUUAGUAGGCGUUCGUCAACGCUUCCGCCGCCGGACACAACCCCGCGCCGCCCGAGCGGCACGAACAGUGCCAGCGCCUCCGAUGCCGAGAGCGAGCUGGGCCCGCGGCUCACGCGCGACAGCCGUCCGAGCACGCCGCUCGUGCACGUCGAAGACGACGAUGACGAGUACGACUCGGACCCGGAGGACAGCGAGACGCCAUGGACGUGCAGUGUCUAUGUCAAGCACACGGGACAGCGGCAGCUGCUCGCCACGCUGACGCCGGCCCCGCACCACCCCAAGGUCAUUGGCGUGCUCAAGAUCCCGCAGGGCCUGCGCUCCGUCUCGCUCGCGAAUGUGGGCACGCCAAACAAUUAA